GCAGAUAGGAAAACCACCAGCCAUGGCCAACUCCAAAUAUGAAUACGUCAAAGACUUCGAACAGUCGGACCCCCUGCUGCCCAACACCUGGGUAGUCGUCCGCAUCGACGGCAGAGGCUUCCACAAACUCUCCGACCGCUACCACUUCCUCAAACCCAAUGAUCGUCGCGCCCUGGAUCUCAUGAACGCCGCCGCCGUCGCCGUCCUGAAAGAUCUGCCUGAUCUGUGCAUCGCGUACGGUGUGAGCGACGAGUACAGUUUUGUCUUCCACCCGAGCUGUCAGCUUUUUGAGCGUCGAAAUGCAAAACUGGUGACUACCAUCGUGUCGACCUUUACGGCGCAUUACAUCCACCAGUGGGGCACCUAUUUCCCCGAUGAACCCCUCCAAUCGCCAUAUCUGCCUUCGUUUGAUGGCCGGGCGGUCAUGUAUCCGGCUGUGCAGAACAUGCGGGAUUAUAUGAGUUGGAGGCAGGUUGACUGCCAUAUCAACAACCUCUACAACACCACCUUCUGGGCCAUGGUCCAACAAGGUGGCAUGAGCAACACUGACGCAGAGCAAGAGCUCCAGGGCACGGUGUCCGCCGACAAGAACGAGAUCCUAUUCAAACGGUUCGGGAUCAACUACAACAACGAAGACCCAAUUUUUAAAAAAGGCAGCGUCGUCUACCGCCAGUAUCAGCUAGAAGCAACGAAGCCCACGCCAGAGCAAUCGACUGAAGGUGAGAAACCAGCGCAAACAUCGCGCUCCCAACAAGACAAGCUGCAGAAACUGCGGCGCAAGGCGCAGGUGGUGGUCGAUCAUGUCGAUAUCAUCAAGGAUGAGUUCUGGGAGAAACGGCCGUGGAUUCUGUCUGGGAAACCGGGAAAGCUGCCGGUUGAGUCGGGGGCAUGAUCUAGUUACUUUAUUCUAUACCUACUAUCUUAUAAACGCGAAUCGAUGUU
Molecule: messenger RNA, 942 nt
Organism: Aspergillus campestris IBT 28561
Lineage: Eukaryota; Fungi; Ascomycota; Eurotiomycetes; Eurotiales; Aspergillaceae
Product: tRNA guanylyltransferase
Exons: 7
Coding region: 23-892 (289 amino acids)
Biological process (GO): tRNA modification
Molecular function (GO): magnesium ion binding; tRNA guanylyltransferase activity
Source: RefSeq, a predicted model, not a curated record